AUGGAGCAACAACAAUUUAUUAACGGUCUAGAAGGACUACUUACUCAGUUGGUUUCUAGUGACACUGAUACAGCGCGGAUAAGAACGGCUACUUCCACGUUGAAUAAUGAAUAUUAUAAUUCAGCUUCUUGUGUGCCAGCUUAUGUUCACAUAUUAUCGAGUUCUCCGAGUUGGCAGGUACGACAGCUUGCAGCCGUUGAGUUAAGGAAGCGUGGUCCCAAAUGGUGGUCAAAAAUUGAUACAAAUUCUCAGUCGGCGAUAAAAUCACGCUUGCUUGAGAUUAUUUUACAAGAACCGGAAAACAUUGUACGUCAUGCUACUGCACGUGUCAUAUCAUCCAUCGGUAAAAUCGAAAUACCGGCUGGUAAUUGGAAUGAUUUGCUUCAAUUCUUAUACCAAUGUUGUAAAAGCCAAAAUGCGGGUCAACGUGAGGUGGGGAUAUUCGUUCUUUUUACUUUGUUGGAAGUCAUCGAAGAUGUGUUUGCGGAUAAUCUUCUUCAACUAUUACAACUAUUUGGUGAUGCCCUCAACGACCCUGAAAGUCAAGCUGUCCGUGUCAUCACAAUGCAAGCUUUAGGGAGAGUCGCAGAAUUUAUAGAGCCAGAUAAAAAAGAAGAGAUUCAAAUAUUUCGAAAUUUAAUACCCCCUAUGGUUAACAUUCUUAUACAAUGUUUAAAAGAUGGUGACAAUGACUCUACAAUUAAAGGUUUUGAGCUAUUUGAAACAUUACUCAUGAUGGAUGCGCCUCUUCUAUCGAAUCAUUUACCACAACUUAUUGAAUUUGCUUUGACUGUUGCGCGCAAUACUGAAUAUGAUGAGUCUGUUCGUAUAAUAGCAUUACAAUUUUUAAUAUGGGUUGCUACAUAUAAAAAAGCCAAAAUUCAAAGACUUAAGCUUAUCGGUCCCAUUAUUCAAGAAUUAAUGCCAAUUGGUACCGAAGAUGACCCUGAAGAUAUUCACGAAGAGUCGCCAUCUCGAAUGUCUUUUAGAGUAAUAAAUUCUUUGGCGACGAAGUUACCACCCCAACAAAUUUUUCCUGUUGCUAUGGAUUAUAUUACUGCAUACGUUCAAAAUACUGAUCCAAAAUUUAGGAAAGCUGGAAUGAUGGCUUUCGCUGUUCUUAUCGAGGGAUGUUCAGAUUAUAUGCGACCAAAAUUCAAUGAUUUAUUACCCAUCGUUUGCAAUGGCUUACGUGAUCCUGAAAUAAUCGUUCGUAGAGGUGCUUGCUUAGCGUUAAGUUGUUUAGCAGAGGAAUUGGAUCAAGAAGUUGCUAAAAAUCAUACAACUUUGCUACCAUUGCUCUUUGAACUUACGAAUGAUACAAGCACAGAGAUUGUAAAACAAGCUUGCAAUGCACUUGAUCUUAUUUUAGAAGGAUUGGGUGAUGAAAUUCUUCAAUAUUUACCCGCAUUAAUGGAGAGGCUCCUUGUUUUAAUGGACAAUGGUGCCAAUGAAAUAAAAGACACUGUUAUCGCGGCCAUCGGAAGUGCUGCUCAUGCAUCUGGCGAAGAAUUUAAGCUAUAUUUCCAGGGAGUGAUCGAUCGACUACGGAUAUUGAUGACAUUGAGUCAAACGGAUGAAGAUAUAGUUUUACGUGGUGUAGCGACAGAUACUGUGGGUGCAAUUGCUGAGGCAGUGGGAAAGGAAAUGAUACAGCCAUACGUUGAUGAUAUUAUGCGUUUAGCUAUCGAAGGCCUGCAUAAGGACUCGACACGUCUUCGCGAGUGUAGUUAUUGUUUAUUUGCAGUCUUAUCUCGCGUAUUUAAAGAAGAAUUUGCAUCAUAUUUAAGUACGAUUAUGCCACAAUUAAUAAAAAGCUGUCAAAUGGAAGAACACACUAUACUUAGUGUUGAAGAAGAAGAGGAUCUUUCAUGUGAUUUAGAUAUCGAUGAUGAGGAAGAUACCGAAAUUACCAUCGGUUCUGCCGUGGUCGAUGAAAAAGAAAUAGCUGCCGAAGCAAUUGGUGAAAUAUUUGAAAAUACGCGAUCUCAUUUUCUUCCAUAUGUAGAAUCGACUCUCCAAGAGUUGAUAAAACUUUCGAAUCAUCAUUCGGAGACUGUAAGAAAAGUAGUAGUUGGAUCUUUAUUUAGCUUUUUGGCUACAUUUUAUAGUAUGUCAAAUCCGACUAAAUGGGAGCCUGGCUUGCCUGUGAAAGUCCCUAUCCAUGAAAAUGUGUAUAAUAUGGCCAAAGCCGUCUUAUCAACGAUUUUAACCAUGUGGGAGGACGAAGAAAGCAAAAUUGUAGUAAUCCAAAUUUGUGCUGAACUUGCUGAUACUAUCAAAAUCUGUGGACCUGCUAUAAUUGCUGACUAUGUAAGGCCGAUUGCAGAAAAUGUUCUUUUGCUUUACCAAAAAAAAGCCGUAUGCCAACAAGAUAACGAUGACGAUGAAGGUUUGCUAGAUGACGAUGAUGAAGCAGAGUAUGAUUCGCUCCUUAUAAGCAAUGCAUCAGAUCUUGUUGCAGCAAUGGCUUUAGUUCUUGGAUACGAUUUUGUUCCCUAUUUCAAGGAGUAUAUUCAUCAUAUUUCUAAAUACUACAAAAAAACAAAACCAGUUUCUGAGAGAUCUAUGGCAAUUGGAUGUCUUGGAGAAACCACAAUUGGUUUAAAGGACGGGGUCUCAGAAUUUACUGAUCAACUUUUGCCCUUGUAUUUAAAAGCUUUGGCUGAUGAAGAUGAAGAGGUUCGAAGUAACGCUGCAUUCGCAGUUGGGCUUCUUUGUCAGCAUACACGUUUGGACAUUAGUAGCCAAUAUGGAGAUAUACUUUCUAGGCUGCAUCCUCUAUUUACAGGACAGUCAUUAUUAAACGUUACUGAUAAUGCAUGUGGAGCAGUAUGUAGGAUGAUUAUGGCUUGUCCUCAGGCGAUUCCAAUGGAUCAGGUGUUAGAAGUAAUAUUGCGUACGUUGCCAAUAAAACGAGAUUUUGAAGAAAAUGAGCCUGUUUUUAAAUGUAUAUCCGUACUUUUCCGAACCAAUAAUUCAUUUUUUUUUAAUAUAUUUGCGAAAGUUCUUUCCCCACCCGAAGAUCAACUUAAGGAUCACACACGCCAAGAAUUAAUAGAACUUAUUCAAGCACUUAAUCAACAAUUUCCUGAUGCAGUUCUUAGAUCAUCAUUAGGUGAAUUAAUACAAUUUUAA
Molecule: messenger RNA, 3138 nt
Organism: Dentiscutata erythropus
Lineage: Eukaryota; Fungi; Glomeromycota; Glomeromycetes; Diversisporales; Gigasporaceae
Source: the annotation of a GenBank genome assembly